Cuscuta europaea is the source of this 628-nucleotide messenger RNA. Lineage: Eukaryota; Viridiplantae; Streptophyta; Magnoliopsida; Solanales; Convolvulaceae. The record is from the annotation of a GenBank genome assembly.
UCGUUCCUUGGUUUGCUGGUUUCUGCUUCCACGUUCAUCACCGUCAGUUAUAGCUCAAUUCUUGGAUUAAAUUUCUUGAAAAUUCAAUUUCUGAAUUUACUAAUUCACAUGGAUCAUAUAAAAGAGUAUAAAAUUUUUUGGAUCAUCACAUGGCAGCAAAAGGAUCGACAUUUCUCAGCCAAACCCUUCAUCUCUUUGGAGCUCCCCAAAUUGGGCACGUCCUCAUCAUAUCUUUUCACAAUUUAGACCUUACAUUGAGCUACUCCUUUGAGAGUUAUAAACAUUCUUUUCUUGUUGUUACAAGAAAUGACAAAAAGCACCCAAAUCAAUUGCAAGAACGCCCAAUCAUCGGCGUCCGGUCGACUUAUAAGCAAAGAAGACGGAGUGGGGUGAAGAACCAAAUGAGCGGAGAAGUGGACUCCUCACGAGCGGACGACUCCAACAAUGUUAUUGUCUUUUGACCGUCAGUGUCUUCCAAUUUUCAAACAUCAUCCCAAUUAUCUAUUAUGCCUACAAAAUUUAAUGGAUUAGCAAUUUUUAACAUUGCACAUGUGAUGUUGGAAAAGAUUGAUUAUAAAGCAAUUAUUGAUGAUUUUACUUCACAAUGUUUUUUUGUGAUACUUGUGUU